CAAUCCAACACCAUUAUUUAAUACAAUCAGAUAAUCAGAAAGGUGAAACAACUUAACAAGAAGCAGCAAAUCCCAAGUGUGAGGAGAGAGAAAAUGAUGGGAACAGGGAAGACAGUGUGUGUUACCGGAGCAUCAGGUUACAUCGCUUCAUGGCUCGUCAAACUCCUUCUUCAGCGCGGUUACACUGUUAAAGCUACCGUUCGUGAUCCCAGAAAUGCAAAUAGAAGUGUCUGCAAAUCAUUGAUUGUUCGUGGAUAUGAUCCAAAGAAAGUAGAGCACUUGCGCUCUCUAGAUGGAGCGGAGGAUCGUCUUCACUUGGUUCCUGCAAACCUCUUGGCGGAGGGCUCUUUUGAUGACGCUGUGGAGGGGUGUGAAGGUGUUUUCCACACUGCUUCCCCCUUUUAUCAUGAUGUUAAAGACCCACAGGCUGAGCUGCUUGAUCCUGCGGUGAAGGGAACUCUUAAUGUUCUCAGUGCCUGUGCAAAAGUCCCAUCAAUCAAAAGAGUGGUUCUUACAUCUUCAAUGGCAGCAGUUGCAUACAAUGGAAAACCUCGAACUCCUGAGGUGGUAGUUGAUGAAAGUUGGUUUACGGAUCCAAAUCUUGCUAGGGAAUCACAGAUGUGGUAUGUUCUUUCUAAAACAUUGGCCGAAGAAGCUGCAUGGAAUUUUGUGAAAGAGAAAGGUAUUGACAUGGUGACUAUAAAUCCAGCUAUGGUUAUAGGACCAUUGUUACAGCCAACACUUAACACAAGUGCAGCUGCAAUAGCAAAAUUGUUAAACGGAUCAGAAAGUUAUGGUAAUGUCGCUUUAGGCUGGGUCCAUGUUAAAGAUGUUGCCAUGGCACAUAUCUUGGCAUUCGAGGUCCCUUCAGCUAAAGGAAGGUAUUGUUUAGUUGAAAGCGUUGCCCAUUAUGCAGAUGUUGCGAAGAUUUUGAAAGAGCUCUACCCUAACGCCCCACUCCCUGAAAAGUGUGCGGAUGACAAGCCUUUCGUGCCAGUCUACCAGGUCUCGAAAGAGAAAACUCAAAGUUUGGGCAUCGACUAUAUUCCUCUUAAAACAAGCUUGAAGGAGACUGGUGAAAGCUUGAAGGAGAAGGGAAAUGGGAAGAAAGUGUGUGUAACAGGUGCAUCUGGUUACAUAGCUUCAUGGCUCGUCAACUUCUUGCUUCAACGUGGUUAUACUGUUAAUGCUACUGUUCGUGACCCAUAUGAUUCUAGAAAAACAGAGCAUUUGUUGGGACUAAAGGGAGCAAAGGAAAGACUUCAUCUGUAUAAAGCAGAUUUAAUGGAUGAAGGCUCCUUUGAUGCUGCUGUUGCUGGAUGUGAAGGUGUUUUUCACACAGCUUCUCCUGUGAAUUUCGACGCCAAAGAUCCUCAGGUUGAUUUACUAGAUCCUGCGGUUAAAGGAACACUCAAUGUUCUUGUGUCUUGUAAGAAGUUUCCCACUAUAAGACGGGUGAUUUUAACUUCGUCCACUGCUACAUCUAUAUUUACUGGUACAACUUUGGCUCCUGAUGUGAUGGUUGAUGAAACUUGGUUUUCUGAUCCUGAAAUCUGUAAGGGCUCAAAUAUGAUGUCUUAUGCUCUCUCAAAAGUAUUAGCUGAAGAAGCAGCUUGGAAAUUUGCCAAAGAGAAUGAUAUCGACAUGGUGUCAAUCAACCCUUCUAUGGUCAUAGGUCCGAUGUUGCAAUCAACUGUUAAUGACAGUGUAGCUUCCAUAUUGAACUUGAUUAAUGGGUCUGAAUCUUAUCCAGACUUAGUUUGUCCAUGGGUACAUGUUAAAGAUGUAGUGGAAGCUCAUAUACGAGCAUUUGAGAUCCCUUCAGCUGCUGGACGAUAUAUUUUAGCUGAACGAGUGUUACAUUUUUCCGAUGUUUUGAAGAUAUUGCAUCAGAUUUAUCCGUCUUUCAAGCUUCCUAAUAAGUGCGUGGAUGUUGGGCCUCUACCAAAAAUAUGUUACCAAGUUUCAAAAUCUAAAGCUAAAAGUUUGGGUAUCGAGUAUACUCCUUUUGAAGUAAGCCUUAGGGACACUGUUGAAAGUUUGAAAGCCAAGAAUUUUGUAUAAUUUGUAGGACGUGAAAUAGUUGUUGGUCUGCGUGAUGUCUCUGAUCGUUUAUCAAUGUGAAUGAAGUUUUAAGUAAAUCAAAUCAAACACUUGAAAGAUGUGGGAAAAAACGAGUUAUAAGAGUUGAUUGUGCUUAGGAAA
Beta vulgaris subsp. vulgaris (sugar beet) is the source of this 2205-nucleotide messenger RNA. RefSeq names its product phenylacetaldehyde reductase. NCBI's taxonomy places the organism in Eukaryota, Viridiplantae, Streptophyta, Magnoliopsida, Caryophyllales, Amaranthaceae. Gene Ontology annotation, molecular function: oxidoreductase activity, acting on the CH-OH group of donors, NAD or NADP as acceptor. Bases 94 to 2064 code for a protein of 656 amino acids. The record is from RefSeq and is a predicted model, not a curated record. The transcript has 13 exons.